CCAGAAAUGCCAUAACGCCUACAAUUUGCUGACGGACAAAGAUUAAGAUGUCGGAAAACGCGAAAAACAAUAGCUGCCUGCAUUGCAGCGUAUUCAGUACGAAAUACCAGUACCAGGAGAUCUUCGAUGAGUUUGGAAUCGAACUGGGACUGCAGUCCCUGCUGUCCAGGCAUUACCAGCUCGAAGUGUCGCCCGAUCCGCAGAAGCAGCAACUCCUGUGCGAAGUGUGUGUCACCAAUCUCAUUCGCCUCUUUGACAUCGAUGAACUGGAAAGAGAACGGGAAGCUGCGAAGGAUGCGGCCCAGGGCAAAGAUUCCAAGGCAGAGGAGGACCCCAUUAUUAUUACCGAGGUCCAGGCAACUCCACCAGCUGCGAAACCAGCCAAGAAAACAGUGCCUUCAAGGCCCCUGACUAAGGUUCUGCGACCAGUGCCCAUUAUUCCCACCCGGGAACCGAGUGCCCGGAUAAGGAAUAGAGCGGCUGCUGCUUCCAAUGUAACGCCUGAUACAUCUAGAUCUCCAGAGCCACCAGAGACGCCUUCCACCGAAGAUGCUGUUUCCAAAAGUGAGCCAAAACUGGUUUCUAAAGUAGCAGAUCAGGAACAUUUUAGUGUGCUUAUACAAAAUAUUCUGGACGAAGAGGAAGCUGUUGUUGAGGAUGAGACCGCAGUGAAAGAGGAGUCCAGUGAAGCUGUCCAGGUCACAGAGGAAACAGAAGCCCCUGGCCAAAUAGUCAUCCUAAACAGCGAGGCUGUGACAGACACCAAUCCGGAUGAGAAUGUUUACAUAUACGAGCAUGAGGAUGUUAUGGAUCCAAAUUUGGACAAUGUUAAGGUAAAACCCAUAAGUUGUUCGUCUAGAUUGGUAGCUCAAGCUGAGGAAAGUCAAAGCGAUGAUGACAUCGACGAGGGAGAGACUAGCAAUGUUGUUCUGUUUAACUUUGUGGACAUCAAAGAGAAGGAUGAAGUUGAUAAUAUUCCGGAGUACUUGGCCACCGUGGUGAAGACGAGCUUUGAAAAGCUGACAUUUCAGUGGUGCACUGUGUGCAAGCACUGCUCUCUGAAAUGUCCCACAUUCGAGAGCCUUUUUAGUCACUUGUCAAAGGCACACAAAAGCCGGAGAGAUGUCUACGAGUGUCCCAUCGAAGGAUGCAACAAGGAGUUGAAAGGUCGCAAAUUCCUAGCCAUGCAUCUUGUUUUGUUGCACGCGCCAGUGGCUGAAAUUCCGAUCUACGGCAGCUGUCCGGAAUGUAAAUUGACGUUCUCCAACAUUCUGCAGUACAACAAGCAUUCUUGCGCGCAUGUAAUAAAAAAGAAGCGAGGUUUUCGCUCUUAUUGUGAAAUGUGUUCGCUGGAGUUUCCUUCCUGGAAGCGUUUUAAUUUCCACAGCCAGUUUCACUUAGAAAAGCACAGACCAAGAGCUUGCUUCGUCUGUGACUAUGCCACCACGAACAUAGAUGAACUUUUUCAGCAUUUAAAUUAUUCUCAUGAGCCAGUGGGCACCUUAUUCUGCGACCUUUGCGACCGCACUUUCCGGGACCCCUCCGUUUUUAUGGAGCACAAUAAGUCGCAUGCCAAUGUUAGCAGCACGACCUACUCUUGCAGCGAAUGUAUGGCCAACUUUGAGUCGCGGGGCCGGCUAAAUGGACACAUGAGAGCCAUGCACGGCAGUGUAAUAAGCUGUGAACUUUGUUCCCGGGAAUUUGCCACCGAAGCUACUUACAAUAUUCACAUGAAGAAGCAUCUGAUCAUCGAAAAAGAUGUGCACGUGUGCAGCACCUGCGGUCUAUUAAGUGAUAGCCGCGAAACCCUCCUAGCCCAUGUAAAUUCCGUGAAGACAGCCUGUUUUGGCUCGAAGAUAGACGUGGAACUCCUACGGGAUGCUUAUGUGUGCGAGUACUGUUCCUCGUACUUCAAGGAAAAGGACUGUCUUCAAGCCCAUCGCGAUUCCGGGGUACAUAAAGAUGGAGUGUUUUUGUGUCAGCCCUGCGGCAAAGAAUUCCCACAUAUGAAACUUUAUCGCCAUCACCUGCGCAACUAUCAACAACUUCGAUCGGACUCAACACAUCGCAGGCUAGAAAUAUGUGUUUACUACAUGUGCGACCAGGAAAACUGCACAGAGUCUUACGUGAACUGGAACUCCUUGUACACACACAAGCGGCGCACACACGAAUCCGCGAGCAAGCAGGCCGAGAAGAGUUCAAAGUCUGCCCAGGAAUGGGUUUGCCAGUUUUGCUUAAAGGAAUGCCGGUCAAAGAUGUCCUUGUCUGUUCAUGUGGCAAGGAGUCAUAACAAUGACAACGUCACUUGUCCGUUAUGCAAUUCUUCGUACAAAAGCCAUGAUGCUCUGGCCAAGCACCAUGCCUAUUGGCAUGAACCAAUAGAGUGUCCUGAGUGCUUUAAAAUCGUCAAAAACCGACGAAAUUAUGACACUCAUGUCAAUGUGGUGCAUUCGAAUAAGAAGCGCUAUUCCUGCAGUGUCUGUCAAAAGGGCUUUUAUCACAAGAGUGAAAUGGAAGCUCAUCAAAAGCUUCAUGGGCAGUCUUACAGCUGCGAACAGUGCAGUUUCACCACCAGGAACAAAAAGUCCCUUUCUGUUCAUGUUCUUGGUCAGCACUACAAGCGAUUCGCGUUCGAGUGCAACGUGUGUAAAAAGAGGUUUGGACGCAGUCAAGGAUUGAAGACGCACAUGCAGCGAGCCCAUGGUGAUAAAUACACGUGCCGCGACUAUUUCGACGGCGGCUGUGGACGGACUUUUGUAAACAGUUCCCAGUUGAAUGUGCAUGUCCGAAAGAUUCACGAUGGCAUCAUUUUGCUCCAGGAGGAUGUGGUUGAGGAGGACGAAUACAUCACCGAUGAUGCGCCAUCCACAUCUAAAAAGCGCCGCCUAAAUGAAAAUAAUGAGUUUAUAGAGGAAGCAGAUGGGGAUGACAUAGUGAUGGAAGAUGAUGACGAGGAGGCGGACGAUUUUAUUGACGAGAUACCAGAUGAGGACACACAGAAUUAAGGCUGGUACAUUUCGGUAAUGUAAGAUUUGCUGCUAAAACAGAUUUAUUUAGUUUGAUUUUCAUUUGUUUGCUACCAAUUAAUUGAACACAAAUGAUGUCCCAAAAUGACAUUAAUAUGCAUUCCAUAGUAUAUAAUAUAUAAUUCUAGUGAUAAUGUAAUGGCUACUUUAGCUAAUUUCAAUUGCAAUUAACUAGCCAGAGUCUGGCGGAAGCAAAUUUGAUUUAUUAAGCGUUGUAGUUUGGUCAUUUAAUUGCUGAAGAUUGUGUGCGGAGCUUACCUGAAAUUGUUAUUAACUUGUUUUAAAAAGAUUCUUAACGAAAUG
Molecule: messenger RNA, 3329 nt
Organism: Drosophila melanogaster (fruit fly)
Lineage: Eukaryota; Metazoa; Arthropoda; Insecta; Diptera; Drosophilidae
Exons: 10
Coding region: 48-3005 (985 amino acids)
Source: RefSeq, marked reviewed